UCAAAAUAAAAAAGGAUUAUAUUAGCCUUUUUUUUUAAUUUAUUUUUGCGACAAAAAUUUUAAAAAAAAUUAUUUGAAAAAAUUGUCCUAAAUAUUUUGUGUUAAAAAUUUGGUCUUUGUCAGCAUAAUAACUUUUUUGAUCUUAUGAGAUAAAAUGCAUAGAUUUAAUUAAAGAAAAAUGUAUUAGACUCAAGUCACUCAACAAAGUUUUGAUUUUUAUUUUCUGGAAUUUUUUAAUAUUAUCAUCUCUGAAAAAUGACCUUUCGUUUAAUGGUAGAGUAUUCUGCGUCCAUCUUUAAGCCCCAUCACCCUACUAAAAGGCCAACGCUUUUUUGUCCUAUUCGCUUCGCUAGUUGCUUACACACGUUCAUAGAAAGAUAAAAUAAUUCCUCUCGAGUGACCAGAAAAUUGUCUACCGUUAACACGAGACGCAAUAGUAUUACGUAUUGAUCAUAUGAUAUCGCAUUUACAUAGAGUAUAGAGAGACCAUUAUAAUCAAAGUAAUGGACGUAAUUAAGGCUACUCUAAUGAAAAUUCAAUUCACAUAGCGAUUGGAGAUUUCAUAAGCCAGUUUGGACUUUAGUUUGAGAUCCUAUAUUAUGAGAAUUAUAUAUUAAGAGAAACCUAUAUUUUUUUGUUUGCAUGAAUUAAUUGCAAACUGUACUCUGCAAUUAUUAAUAGUAAAAUUUACGCCCAUGACGGUGAACUCAUUUUAACAAAAAAAAAAAAAGAAUGGCGGUAAACUCAUUAUUCAUUAAUACUGCUAUAUAUAUACAGGGAAUUAAAAGGUCACUAUGACAGUGGCGGAGCUAGCAAAGUAUUUACCGGGGUCAUUGUUAGAAUCAACAUAUAUAUUACAUGGGUUAAUAAGCCUAUUUUACAAUAUUUUCUCAGUUUUCACAGUAAAAGCACAAGUAAAAUUUGUUUUUUUUUUAAUUUCACAUGGGUCAUAUGACCCACCUCACAAUGAACUGCCUCCGCCACUGCACUAUGAGCAAAAAAAAAAAAACAAAGUCGACUAGCAUGCACAUGAUCAAGCUUAAAAUUUUAGCGAUAUAACCAAAAUAAAAAAAAAUUGAUUAAAAUUUAGUUAUAUAAAUUUAUUUUAGUGCUGGUUCUGAUGAGUACUUCGUGAUAAUUAUAGUUAGCAUAUUUUCUAAAUUAAAAUCGAUCUCCAUCGCUCUCGGAUAGAUUUGUGAUUAGGUACGGGGGCAAAGACGAAGAGUAUUUUAGCCUUUCUUGUGAUACUUUUAGAUUUUGAGCGGUCUUAUCUUGUUCUACACCUUACCUUUUACCAUGGGUACGGUUCCGGUAAGGCCACCACCUCCUCCGGCUGAUUUACAUCUUCGUCGGAACGCCUCUUCAACGAUGGCUUCGAGAUCUCCGGCAAUGGUUGCCGCAGUUUCGAGCCGGCAUUUUCUUGGGUUCUUUACUUAUAAUAGAUGCUUUGAGUUUAAAUCCUUGAGCCAAAUGAGGUAUCCGGCUUUUUUGAGCCGUCGGCGGCGAGUAACCACGGUGGUGGCUUCGGCGGGAAACUUGACGGCUCCGUCGUCGUGGGAGUCUUGGAAGCCAGAUAAGACGGCGGUGGCGACGCCUCUAUUGCUGAGUGAUGUCAUCUGGCCGGCAGCUGGUUGGAGUUUUAAUGUUGAUAAAAAGAAAGGGGAAAUGUUACUUGCUUUGGAAUUGAAGUCUUCUCUGGAAGAGUUACAGAAAAACGUUAUAGAGGAUUUUGGUUUUGAAGAAACAGAUGCUGAUUUGGAGUUGAGUUACCUUCCUAUUGGAUUGAUCAAUUCAUCAAAAUGUCCACCAGUGAUCAUUGGAAACUCAAUGCAAGUUCAAAAUUUUCUAGGGUUUUGUAAGAAGCAUCAGUCAACUCAAUUGUGUGUCAGCUAUAAAGCAAAGCAAGGAAAUCCAAAUAAGAUCGACAUUGAUCUUAAUAAGAUGCCAACUGAUGCAAGUACUAGUGAAGAGAACGAGCGAAAUCCUUGUGACAUUGGGACCGCUUCAAAUAUUGUUAAGGGGGCUAAGCAUAACGAGAAGAGGAAAGGGAAGAUGAAGCAAAGUGAAGUUGAUGGAGAUGAUUAUGAUGCUGACAAGCAUAACGAGAAGAAGAAAGGAAAGAUGAAGCAAGACGAGGUUGAAGGAGAUGAUUAUGAUGCUGACAAGAUCAAUUCUGAAAAAGAAAACAGAGAAAAAUUGGCAAAAAGUCAGGUGGUGGAAUUGGUUAAGACGGGAGAUCUUUUCCUCAACAAAACAAUUUUGAAAGCGAGGUUUGAGUUAUGUGCAAUGAAGCAUAACUUUCACUACACAGUUACCAACUCCAAUAAAUCAGUUUGGUGUAUUAGAUGCGCUGAUAAGGUGUGCUUUUGGGGUGCUCGAGCUGAGUGUUUGAAGGGCUCCACAUAUUUUAUUAUUAAGAAGUAUGUCGGUGUACAUUCUUGCGCACCUUCAAACAAAACCAGUGCCGGAAAGACCGCUUCGGCAAAAACGAUAGGCAGUCUGCUAAUGCAUAAAUAUGAAGGUAUCAAGGAAGGGCCUAAAGUGAAAGAUAUUGUUCAGAUUAUGCGUAAUGAUUAUGGAUGUGAGAUCUCUGAUUCUUUAGCAUGGGAUUCCCGUGAAUAUGCAGUUAACGCUGUUAGAGGUAUUCCAGAGGAAAGUUAUGGGAAAAUACCAAAAUACUUGCACAUGCUGCGAGAGGCCAAUCCGGGUACACAUUCCUCUUACAAGACUGACGUCGAUGGUAGAUUUCAAUAUCUGUUUAUAGCGUUUGGUCAAUCGAUCAGAGGCUUUAACACAGUCAUGAGGCGUGUCAUUGUUGUCGAUGGAACAUUCUUGAAGAGUAAAUUCAAAAGGGUGCUAUUGGUUGUAACUGCUAUAGAUGGAAAUUCAAAUUUAUAUCCUAUUGCAUUUGGGAUAGUAGACUCUGAGAAUGAACAGUCUUGGGAAUGGUUUAUGAGACAAUUAAAAGUUGUUGUUGCUGAUGAUAAUGGUUUGGCUUUUAUUUCGGAUAGACAAGUGUCAAUAGCGAAGGCACUGGAGAAAGUGUAUCCGCUAGCGAGACAUGGUAUUUGUAUUCAUCAUUUGUUGAAUAAUGUGAUAUCAUAUUUCAAGGGUAAGGGAUUAGCUGGGUUGAUUUCUAAGGCUUCAAAGGCUUAUAGAGUGGUUGAUUUCAAGAAGACAUUUGCUCAUGUUUGCAAUAUCAGUCCAGCAAUUGGAAAUUAUCUUAUGGAAGCAGAUGUCAAAAAGUGGGCUAGAUGUCAAUUUCAUGGAUACAGGUAUGACAUUAGGACAAACAAUCCUGCAGAGUCGAUAAAUUCUACGUUGCGUUCGCCGAGAGAGUUUCCCGUAAUUCCUUUGUUGGACAGUAUUAGAGAAAUGCUGACACGCUGGUUUUUUAAGCGUAAGAAGUUGAUUUCAAAGCACACCCACCAUUUGACCAUAGAUGUGGAGGAAAAGAUUGAUAGGAGAAUUGGAAAGGGGAAAACUUUCAGAGUUUACCCUGUAACCGAUAGCCAGCUGCUUGUUAAAGGCGAUACAAUUGACUGCUUUGUUGAUUUGGACAAAUGGACUUGUUCUUGUGGGAAGUACGACCUCUUGAAAAUCCCUUGUAGACACGCAAUAAAAGCUGGUUUCUUUGUUGGUAGAGAACCAUAUACAUUGACUGAUAUUUUGUAUACCACGGGAGCUUGGAGAGAAGCUUAUCAAGAAAGCAUAAAUCCCAUUUCAGUUCCUGAAGAUGGUUGGUCUGUCCCACAAGUUGUGGAAAAUUCUGAAGUGCUACCGCCUGAGAUAAGAAGAUCUCUUGGAAGAAAUAGAAAACGCAGAUAUGAAACUGUUGAAGACAAAAUCCGAUCAUCACAAGGAUCACAGGGGGGGGGUCAGUCUCGUAAGUGCAGUAGAUGUGGUCUUGGUGGUCAUAAUAGAGCAACUUGCAAGAUGCCAAUAUAGUGGAUUUGUUUGCUGUGUUCUUCACAAUUUAGUGAAAGUUUUCCAAACUUCAUUUGCUUGAUUUCUAGUAACUUUGUUUCUAUUUGUGACAACUUUGUUUCAGUUUUCCUGAUUAUAUUUGCUUGAAUUUUAGUAACUUUGUUUCUAUUUGGGACAACUUUGUUUAAUUUUCAUGUCGUAUUAACUUGGUUAGAAGAACGGUCGAUCCAUCGGUCGAUCCUCAUCAAUAUGCAAAACAAACAAAAACACGGAAAAUCUUUUGAUCGACCUGGUACAGUUCUCUCGAUCGGCAGAGCUCGAUCUCGUACCGACCGAUCGAUCAAAAAUAUGGAUCGAUCGAUCGGAAAUUUGGAUCGAUCGAUUGACAGUUUGGAACGAUCGAUCCCAUACUCUGAUACAUCUUAUUUGAACCGAAUUUAACUCAGCAAAAUAGAGAGAAUAUGAUAAAAACCUCCAUUUAUCUUUUCCUACAUAACUAUACUUAAUAGAAUGAUAACUUACUAUAGGUUAUAUAAUUUAUAAAAGUUAUAAUCCAAACUGGACUAAUAAAACAUGCAAACAAUCCAGAUUCGAAUUCAAAAUGCGUAGAAAAUUUAAAAAACCGGUGGAAUACAAUGGAAAGAUAUAACUGAUACUGAUCAUUGGUGGUCAUCAGGACUGCAGCUCCUACUCUGUCCUGGUGCUCGUCUGCUCCUAUGGAGGCGUGAACCUCGCUCUUCAUCGGUUGCUUCAUCAGAUGGUUCAUUUCCUGCGUCGUCUCUAGUCAUACCAGCUGCCUCUGAAGUCUUUGGAGCGCGGCAGCAGGAAGGAGUAGGUGGACAUCUAAUCUUUGCAAGUGCACCCCACACAGUCUGCAUCAUCGUCGAGAGCUUGACUAAUGUAUCGGCAGUCCAUGCGAACUGCUGCUGCUGUGUACCAUCUAAUGGUGGUGCUCCAGAAUCAAACUGACCAGUAUAUGGUGGUAACAAAUACUCUAUAGAAGGGUUUGGAGUAUGAUUGACUGAGAUAUCCGGGAUGGUGUCAUCCUCACAUUGUGUCUGCGCAGGACCAGAAGAAGAAGAACCACGACGACGUUUUGAAGCUAGUGGAGGAGGCGUGUAAAGAACUUCAGCAGGAGGCAUGAACUCCAUGUUCUCCACAGACGUCAGAGAUGUGAUAGCGGGUUGUGGAAGCUUGCAAUGAAGGAUUGUCCCAUCAGGCAUGGUAAAACGGUAUAUUUUACCAGAAUGAAGGAUCUUGGUGUUUAGGAAGAACUGGGCAUCAAAUCUGUCAAUCGUAUCCACACAAGGAGUAUCCGAAAGAUCAAUAUCAUGGUGCAUGAAGAUCCGAGUAAGUAGACUGCCAAUAGACUCAUCCAAAGGCUUCCUGUCAAGAGGACGAAGACCCCUAAACUUCCUUUCAAACAACAUCUGAGCAAACAAUGCUCCCAUGUUUACCGAAAGCUCUGCUGGAGGUUCAUCUGCAACGUCAUACGUCGGCCUGAGAGCUAAUGGCAGCCCGUAGUGAAUAAGUUGCGCUUUAUCUUCAGUAAGUGAUCCUGCUUCUGAUUUUCCUAGUAGAAGAUGACCCAGAUAUUUUGCUACCACUCGCAAGACCGGGUUUCUGAGCAUUGCAAGUUUAGCUUCCCGAGAUACAUAAGAACUGUCUGCAAUCUUGCUUCACCUCUCUCAGUAUCAGCUGUUUGAUCAUCUCCUUUCUCUUCGCCAGAUUCCUCAAAUUCAGAGUUCGUAGCUUCUUUUACUCUCCAAUCAUGUUUACUAUUGAUCAUAUCCAAAAUGCGAUCUACUCUUUCAUCUUUCUUCUCAUCCUUCUGUACAAAAUCAGUUGCCAAAAGGACCACUCCAUCUAUGUGGGAUUCCAUGAAUGAAUGCAAAAUCCCCUACAAACAAUCAAAUCAUUAGUAAAGUGAACAAGAUAAUAAAUAUUUUAAUUUGAAAAAUAUAUGCAUACAUUUUCUGGGAAUAAGUUCUCAACGCCAAUGAUAUCUUCAUAAGAACAUUUUGCACAUCCUCUCCAAUUACCACACAGUGGACCUGUAAAAUUUUUACUGACUUUUGUGCCACAAAUCUCUCCUAAAGCAGGAACAGCUUCCAUUAUCAAAAUUUGGAAACCAAACAAGAAUCCUUCCAUCAGAUACCCCUCUUUCUGCUCUAAUUUAUGCCUUGUUUUA
Molecule: messenger RNA, 6118 nt
Organism: Brassica napus (rape)
Lineage: Eukaryota; Viridiplantae; Streptophyta; Magnoliopsida; Brassicales; Brassicaceae
Exons: 3
Coding region: 1297-3948 (883 amino acids)
Molecular function (GO): zinc ion binding
Source: RefSeq, a predicted model, not a curated record